AUGGCUUUUGUAUUUUAGGCAGAAAGAAAUAUGGUUAUUAAGCCUUCUGGUGCUCCUCCAAAUGUAAAAUGGAAUCAAUACAAUUAGGUUGGCCCUGGUAGCUACCUUUCUCAUGAUUAAUUAAAAAUAAAGUAGGGGAAUGCUCCAUUCGAUACACAAGUUACAAGAACUCAACCAAUUAGACAAGACAAUUCUCCUGGACCUGGAAGUUACAACAUCUAAAAUGAUGUGUAAGGGUACAAAUCCAUAUAAAUUUGGCCAUAGUUAAAAUAUUGUGUUGCAAUCAUCUCAAUCUGAUGUCAAAGUUGUUGAUAAACCUCAACCUCAAUCUGUCUUUGCAUCCCAAACCAAGAGAUUCCACCCUCCCAAAACUAUGAUUUCACCUGGGUAUUCAAUUAUUCUAAAUGAAAUUAAGUCCUGGGGCAUAUGAUACAACUAACUGUGGAACCAGAGUUAUUCAGUAGCAGUAUACAUCGUAACAUUACAUCGAAACAGUAAUGAAAUUGAAUAAAUAUCAAUCAAUUCCUUCUAUCCCUUCAUCAAAUUAGGUGUAUGGAUACACAGAAAAAGGAAGUAAUAUAAAUAAAUCUAAGAGAGUUUAGCCCAUGAUUUAGAGGUUAACAAAAUUCCAUUUCAAACAUUUUCUGGUCUUAAGUAAGACUCGGUUGGUCCAGGUCAAUAUGAUCUUAAGGAUGCAUUUGAAUAAAACAAAUAUAAAGGAAGUUUUUGGCAUAAAUCUAAGGCUCCAAGAUUAGCACCCACAAUCUCAAAAGAAAAGGAAUUGAUGGUGGGACCUGGAACCUAUGAUCCAAGUGCAAUUGUUGUACCAUUACACAAGUUAAACCCUUCUGGAAAUUUUCAAUCUAAAUCUCAAAGGAUGUUUGAUUCCACUAAAGAAGAAAAAUAAAAAUAGUUCAUGAAAAUAUUCUUCGAUAAACAAAAGGAUAGACUUUCAAAGAAUGCGGCAAAUUACUUAGAAGAUGACGAAUAUGUAUUUUGUGAUGUAUGCAAUAUUAUUUAUAAACAAAGGAUACAACCCCAGGUCCAGGAUAAUACUUAGGCAAUGUCUCAAAUUAAUCAGCAAUUUCGACCAAUACUUAAUCUACAACGAAAAUGGGAAAAAACUGUUUUGGAUCUAAAAGCAGGAGAUUUUAAGAAAAAAAAAUGCCAUGUUAUGUUGGUCCUGGAGAUUAUGAGUUGGAAACAGAUAUAAUAAAAGAAGGCGUAUCAUAAAAGUAACCACCUUUUCAAUCAACUAAUUUACGUUUCGAAGCUAAGGGUUAAGAGAAACGCCCAGGACCAUAAACUUAUAAUCCAAAAAUUACUGUACUUUUGAUCAAAAUAUAGUUAGUUGGAAGAUAAAUUGAUUAAGAAAAUAGAAAGAGCUCCAGUUGGUAAUUUUGGAUCGAAUUAAUAAAGAUUUAAAUAAUAAGAAAAUGAGAUGCCAGGUCCAGGAAGUUAUGAUUAAAAUGGCAAAAAGGUUAAAGGAAUUGCAUCUGUCUUUACUUCCAAAACUAAAAGGGCAGAUGCAGCCUCAGUUCCUAAAGAUAAUUAUCCAGCUCCAGGGGCCUAUGAUGUCAAAAAUUACACUAUUGAAUAAACAACAAAAAUUGAGAAAGAAGAGGAUCCAGAUCUAGCAAUCUUUAAACCAGCCUUUGGAUCAUCAUUACCUCGAUUCUAGCAUAAAGAAAAGAAGGCAAUUGAUUAACAAGAUGAUGAAUAAGAAGAUGAAUAAAUUAGAAUGCAUGAUAGUUCAUCCUUGUUUUAGAAAAAAAAGAAUCCUCACCCUCCUUUUAAUAUUAGAGUAAUAUCUCUCCAUCUAAUCUUAGGAAAAUAGAUUUAAUUAUGAUAAAAAGAAAGAAGAUUAUUUACCUGGUCCAGGGGAGUACUUUGAUCCAAAAGAAAAUGCUUGGAAUAAAUCUACUUUUAAUAUAUUAUUCUAAGAAAUAUGA
This is a messenger RNA of Paramecium octaurelia, 1952 nucleotides long. The record is from the annotation of a GenBank genome assembly. NCBI's taxonomy places the organism in Eukaryota, Ciliophora, Oligohymenophorea, Peniculida, Parameciidae.